This is a messenger RNA of Equus quagga, 845 nucleotides long. RefSeq names its product glycosylphosphatidylinositol anchored high density lipoprotein binding protein 1 (gene GPIHBP1). The transcript is spliced from 5 exons. The record is from RefSeq and is a predicted model, not a curated record. NCBI's taxonomy places the organism in Eukaryota, Metazoa, Chordata, Mammalia, Perissodactyla, Equidae. Bases 197 to 727 code for a protein of 176 amino acids. Gene Ontology annotation, molecular function: acetylcholine receptor inhibitor activity.
GGGAAGCUGUGAGAGGAAUGACAGCAGGAAGGCCUCUCUGAGGAGGUGACAUCUGAGCAAAUGAGGGGAUGAGCCGUGUGGACUUCAGCAGGAUCAGCAUUCCAGGCAGAGGGAACAGCAAGGACAAAGGCCUGAGGUCCAGAGCAGAGCAAGGACCCGAGCAAGCGAGCGAGCAGACCAGGCAGCCCCCAGCGGGAUGAAGGCGCUCACGGCUGUCCUGUUGGCCCUGCUGUUGUGCCGGCAGCCAGGGAGUGGGCAGGUGCAGGACGAGGAGGAUGAAGACACGGACCUUGAGGUGGAGGACUUUGAGGACAACGAGGACGAGGACGAGGACGAGGAGGAGGCCAGCAUGACUGCAGGCAGCAGGGGCACAGCGCUGCUGCGCUGCUACUCCUGCCAGGCCCUGCACGGCGAGGAGCGCUGCAACCAGACGCAGAGCUGCAUCCUCAGGCAGGCCUUCUGCAAGACCCUCCUCUCCCACGGGAACACGGAGUUGGGUCCCCUGACCACCUACUCAGCAUGGUGUGCGGACAUGUGUCAACCCAUCAACAAGACAGUGGAAGAGACUGUGAUAACCAUGACCUGCUGCCAGUCCAACCUGUGCAACGUCCCACCCUGGCAGGACCCACUGGGCAGGGGGGCAGGCAGCCCCCAGGGUAGCCCCACAACUGUGGCUCCCGCCCUUCUGCUGGGCCUCCUUGCCAGCCGUCAGGCAAUGGGGUCCUGAAUGCUGUGGUCCCACCCCCAGCCCAGCCCAGCUUAUACCCUGGCUGGUCAGCACUCUGUCCAGUGCCUUCCCCUCCCGCCGCCCCCAUCUCUGGAGAAUAAACAUGGAGUGUCUUUAA